AUGGACCUUGUGGUGAGUUUUGUCAAAGGCCACGACGUGGAUUUGAAAAGGGCCAUAGCACAGGACGUUGCUAAUAACCCUGACAUCCUCGCCAAUGUUAAGAAAGUUUUUGUCAUCGGUGUGAGAGACCACAUCAAGGCUAACAACCUGACCGAGUACUUCUCCGAGUUCGGCGUGGUGGAGAAGGCUGUGAUCAUUUCUGACAAGCAGACCGGCAGGAAGAGGGGCUUUGGCUUUGUCUUCUUCGAGGACACCGACUCUGCCACCAAAGCGGUGCUGACAAAGUACCAUGUCAGCAAUGGGAACAAGGUGGAGGUGAAGAAAGCUCUCACAAGGCAGGAGAUGUCCACCGGUGGGUGCAAAAGAGGUCGCAGAAAGGGGAUGCAAGAUUAUGGUGGAGGAUAUGGGGGAUACGAUGAGGGAGGAUAUCCCAACCAGAGACUGAUGAGGGUUGCUGGAUCUUGGAGACACAUGGACUGCUUUGGGGGAAGUAACCAGAAGGAGUGA
This is a messenger RNA of Perca fluviatilis (European perch), 507 nucleotides long. Its product is annotated as heterogeneous nuclear ribonucleoprotein A0-like. Gene Ontology annotation, molecular function: RNA binding. The transcript is spliced from 2 exons. Bases 1 to 507 code for a protein of 168 amino acids. The record is from RefSeq and is a predicted model, not a curated record. Lineage: Eukaryota; Metazoa; Chordata; Actinopteri; Perciformes; Percidae.